CCUGGCCUGAGGAGGUAGCUGUGUGAGGGCGGGCGGGAGACCGUCCCCUCCGGAGCGGGCCCGGAAGGGCGGGCGAAUGACUGGCUGCCUCCCUUGGGGAGUGGCCCCUGGGCGGGCCCCUGCUGGGCUGGGCUGAGUCGGUGGCGGCGGCUCCGCGGUCUCUCGCUUGCCUUCUGGCCGUGGCGGGGCUUUCGCCCUUGGGGGGGUCUCCUAGCCGAAGGGGUGAGGCUACUAGUCGCAGAGCCCCUUUCUUUUCCUGCCCGGUCUGUCAAAAGCGGCCCAAAGGCCGCGAUUAGCUUCCUGCACCGCGACAGCUGCACGCCUGGCUUGCCUGGGCGGACCGAGGGGCUCGGAGACCUUCAGCCACGCGGCGCCGGGCGAUGAGCAGUCAGAAAUCACCUCGGCUUUGGCCCACGUCUGCUCCCCAAUGACAGCCGUCUGCCCUAUUCGUGCCGAGUUAGCGCCAGCCGCAGGGGUUCGCCUUCGGCCCUCAGGUGUCACCCCGCGCGGAAAUUGGGGGAACUGUAUGGGAUCGGACAAGGGUGAAGGGACGAGCCAGAAUUUGGGGGCCCCGGCUUUAAGUGCAGAAUAGAUGGAAAAAAGACAGCAUAAAAGAGAAAAAAGCUUCAGGGAUAGGAAGAAGCAUUUACGUAGAAAACCGUCAACACUUUUUGGUCAAAGGCCAAGAGGGGUUAGCCCUCCUUUGCAGGCAGACACCCACACACUCCCCCUAGAAGAAGAAAUUAAAUAUUUCUCAGCUGGUGCAGAAUUUAUGGUUGUUUAACGACCACAGGUCAGCAGAUUAAUUUAAAAUAGAGAAAUUGAGGGCUAAUUGAGAGUUGCUUAAGAUUUCCACGCUUUCUGGGAGAGCCCAUCAACUUGAAGCACUGCUGCGGAGCUGUCCCUUUCCCCCCAACGCAUCGCUUGACAUCUGAAGAAGUUUUUGAUAUGGAUGGGAUACCCAGGGUUGAUGUUUUGAAGAACCACUUAGUAAAAGAAGGUCGGGUAGAUGAAGAAAUUGCACUUAGAAUUAUCAAUGAGGGUGCUGCCAUUCUUCGGAGAGAGAAAACCAUGAUAGAAGUAGAGGCUCCAAUUACAGUGUGUGGUGACAUCCAUGGCCAAUUUUUUGAUCUGAUGAAACUUUUUGAAGUAGGAGGAUCACCUGCUAAUACACGAUACCUUUUUCUUGGUGAUUAUGUGGACAGAGGUUAUUUUAGUAUAGAGUGUGUCUUAUAUUUAUGGGUCCUGAAGAUUCUAUACCCAAGCACAUUAUUUCUUCUGAGAGGCAACCAUGAAUGCAGACACCUUACUGAAUAUUUUACCUUUAAGCAGGAAUGUAAAAUUAAAUAUUCAGAAAGAGUCUAUGAAGCUUGUAUGGAAGCUUUUGAUAGCCUGCCUCUUGCUGCACUUUUAAACCAACAGUUUCUUUGUGUUCAUGGUGGACUUUCACCAGAAAUACACACACUGGAUGAUAUUAGGAGAUUAGAUAGAUUCAAAGAGCCACCUGCAUUUGGACCAAUGUGUGACUUGCUAUGGUCUGAUCCUUCUGAAGAUUUUGGAAAUGAAAAAUCACAGGAACAUUUUAGUCACAAUACAGUUCGAGGAUGUUCUUAUUUUUAUAACUAUCCAGCAGUGUGUGAAUUUUUGCAAAACAAUAAUUUGUUAUCGAUUAUUAGAGCUCAUGAAGCUCAAGAUGCAGGCUAUAGAAUGUACAGAAAAAGUCAAACUACAGGGUUCCCUUCAUUAAUAACAAUUUUUUCGGCACCUAAUUACUUAGAUGUCUACAAUAAUAAAGCUGCUGUAUUAAAGUAUGAAAAUAAUGUGAUGAAUAUUCGACAAUUUAACUGUUCUCCACAUCCUUACUGGUUGCCCAAUUUUAUGGAUGUCUUCACAUGGUCUUUACCAUUUGUUGGAGAAAAAGUGACAGAAAUGUUGGUAAAUGUUCUGAGUAUUUGCUCUGAUGAUGAACUUAUGACUGAAGGAGAAGACCAGUUUGAUGAACGGCUCAUAUAUGGCAAUAAAAAAGUAGGUUCAGCUGCAGCCCGGAAAGAAAUCAUAAGAAACAAAAUUCGAGCAAUUGGCAAGAUGGCAAGGGUCUUCUCUGUUCUCAGGGAGGAGAGUGAAAGUGUGCUGACACUCAAGGGCCUGACUCCCACAGGGAUGUUGCCUAGUGGAGUGUUAGCUGGAGGACGGCAGACCCUGCAAAGUGCCACAGUUGAGGCUAUUGAGGCUGAAAAAGCAAUACGAGGAUUCUCUCCACCACAUAGAAUCUGCAGUUUUGAAGAGGCAAAGGGUUUGGAUAGGAUCAAUGAGAGAAUGCCACCCCGGAAAGAUGCUGUACAGCAAGAUGGUUUCAAUUCUCUGAACACCGCACAUGCCACUGAGAACCACGGGACUGGCAACCAUGGUGCCCAGUGACCCACGGCUUCCCAGGGACUCUCACAGCUCGGGCCCCAAAUGGACAGAUCACCCGAGGAGCUGGAGGGGUCGGUCAAGCUGACUGUAAAUGUCACAGUCCCUCUGGAGAAACCAUUGUGCUUUUGAGACCCCAGCCCCCUUCCUGGAUGGAGGCUUGAGGGCCCUGGGACAUGUGCUAUCUGAUAAGAUUGGGUCAUCGCUGCCAAGGUGGAGAGCAGUGAGCAAGGGGCUUGGGGCAAUUUCCAGUGGAGGGCAACUACACCUCCAUUUAUGCUUGUGGUUCACACAUUUAAGUUUACAAAUGAGAUUUCUUUUUCCCCUCAGUAGAAUUAGAUUUUGUUUUUCAACCAUAACUUCAAAUACAAUCCUAAGAGAUAAUGUGGACUUUUUUUUUCCCCCAUGAAAUGUCUUUAACGGAUGAGUUAGCAUGGUCUUAAAAUACAUUUCCGAGGUUACUAAGCUGUGUUUUGAAUUAUGGGCAAAAUGCUGAGAAACCCAGUUGGCAUUUAUACAAAAUGCUGACCUCAGGUCUGUAGUUCCUAAAUGUGGCUAAUUCUGUAAUAUAGUCUUGGUAUUUUUCAAUUAUGAAUGCAUAACCUAUUUCUAGGCAGACUCUCUUACUUGUACACAAAUCCAAAAACUAAUUUAGAAUCUUUCUUGCCCAGAUCUUUUGAGAUUUACACCCCAGAGAUUUAAGAAGAAAAUCUCUAAAUUUCAGAAUUAUGAAGAAUUACAGAAUUACUCAUUUAAGGUACUUUAAAAGAAGUUUGUACAUUGUCAAAGUAAAUUUUAAUUCAAAUCAUGUCUGUAAAACUUGACGUAUUUUGUGUAUGCAUGUUUUCAUUUUGCAAAUAUUUAAUAUAUAGACCUAUGAUGUACAGGUACGACAUGUAUAGGUUACCUAGAUGUUAUGAGAAAUUUUAGUUUACUGUGAGUACUCAAGUUGCUUAAAUAGCCACCAGGGUGAUUUACUGCUGGCUUCCUAUCAUUUUAUGUUUUGAUGCAAAGGAAAUUUUAAAAUGUUCUGGAAGUGUUUUUGAUUAAGCAGUGCAGCAUAGAAGCAACAGUUCUGUUCAGUCAUUCAGAUGUUAGUGGAAGCAUAAAAGUCAAGACUGCAUGUUGAACAUUUUCUUUUGAUAGUUACAGAACUGCUUGGUUAGACUAAAUGGAACCAUGUGCUAAUUUUUCACAAUUACUGACCUGUAUUGAUUGCCACAGUAGUUUGGUAUUUCCCUUUACUUUGGUGGCCUGCUUCCCUCAUGCCCUGGAAUACAACUCAGAGCUCCAGGCAGCGGAACCAUCUAUUGUUUGUUUGCCAGAAAGUGCACCCUGUAUGGUCUCCUUUCUAAGUUGGAAAUAUUAUGCAUGUGCAGGACUAUUUGAGUAUUUUAUAAACAGUAGCACACAAUAAAUUCCAUGCAUGGGCCGCUGCUCCUA
Messenger RNA from Lagenorhynchus albirostris (white-beaked dolphin), 3855 nucleotides. It is a transcript of the gene PPP3CB, whose product is annotated as protein phosphatase 3 catalytic subunit beta. The record is from RefSeq and is a predicted model, not a curated record. Gene Ontology annotation, cellular component: cytoplasm; calcineurin complex. Lineage: Eukaryota; Metazoa; Chordata; Mammalia; Artiodactyla; Delphinidae. Gene Ontology annotation, biological process: calcineurin-mediated signaling. The transcript has 15 exons. Bases 949 to 2418 code for a protein of 489 amino acids. Gene Ontology annotation, molecular function: calmodulin binding; calmodulin-dependent protein phosphatase activity.